Messenger RNA from Trifolium pratense (red clover), 864 nucleotides. Its product is annotated as probable RNA-binding protein EIF1AD. Gene Ontology annotation, biological process: translational initiation. Gene Ontology annotation, cellular component: nucleus. Gene Ontology annotation, molecular function: RNA binding; translation initiation factor activity. The transcript is spliced from 5 exons. Lineage: Eukaryota; Viridiplantae; Streptophyta; Magnoliopsida; Fabales; Fabaceae. Bases 233 to 766 code for a protein of 177 amino acids. The record is from RefSeq and is a predicted model, not a curated record.
AAUUAUAAAAUUAAAAUAGUUAUAAUAAUUCUCAAUUUGCAAAAACCCUAAAACCCUUUUUUCCUCCCAUAAACAAAACAAUCAUUCUUUCUCCUUCGCAUGUAUCAUUGAGGAAGUCGUCUCCUUGUUCACUACUUAGCCGCAUCAUACACGGCAUCUGCUUCACUGCUUCGUACAGAGUUUUGUGAUUGUGAUAAAUCUUAGCAACAAGAAAUUAAGAAUUUGUGUGGCAAUGGGAGGAGGAAGGAAGAAUUUGAAAAGGGCAACUGAGGAAAAACAUGUAACCCUUCAAGAUGGGCAAUGUAUCAUGCAGGUUGUGUCUCUUCGCGGCUCCAAUCUCAUUGAGGUUAUGGAUGCAAGUGGCGAGAAAUCACUAGCUCUAUUUCCUGCUAAAUUUCAGAAAAGCAUGUGGAUAAAACGAGGAAACUUUGUUGUAGUUGAUGAAAGUGGAAAGAAAGAGGCUCUUGAAUCAGGAAGCAAGGUUGGAUGUAUUGUUGUUCAAGUUCUUGUCUAUGCACAAGUCCGAACAUUACAGAAAUCUGCAGAAUGGCCUGAAAUUUUUAAACAUGAUUUAAAUGAGAGAGCCACCGUGCAACAAGAGAAUGAGACGGACGCGAGUGAUGAUGAUGAUGAUGGACUACCUCCAUUAGAAGCCAAUACAAACAGGAUAAGACCUUUUGAGCCGACUGUCGAUGAAGAUUUAGAAUCUGAUUCGGACAAUGAUGAUUAUUUUGUUGGCUCCAAUAGUUCAACGAACACUAUAUAAAGAAUGUUCUUAUACUGUAUCCAUGUGAUGAUUCUCUUUAGUAUUCAAAUGUUUAACUCUACAUGUCAAUUAUAGAACACAUACAAUUGUUUGUCUGA